This is a messenger RNA of Harpegnathos saltator (Jerdon's jumping ant), 2357 nucleotides long. RefSeq lists its product as uncharacterized. NCBI's taxonomy places the organism in Eukaryota, Metazoa, Arthropoda, Insecta, Hymenoptera, Formicidae. Gene Ontology annotation, cellular component: plasma membrane. Bases 1085 to 2272 code for a protein of 395 amino acids. Gene Ontology annotation, biological process: detection of chemical stimulus involved in sensory perception of smell; sensory perception of smell. The transcript has 9 exons. The record is from RefSeq and is a predicted model, not a curated record. Gene Ontology annotation, molecular function: olfactory receptor activity; odorant binding.
ACUACACCUAAUAUUACUUCCAAAUAUUUCUACGCACAUUCUGAUUCGUAUGUUAUGUCAAGUUAAAAUUAUUCCGGCGUGCAGUUUUAAUACCACGAUAUUUGAUCACAUGUUAUUUGCGAAGCGUUACAGAUUAUCCGUUAUUUGCGCACUUACGUUACGACUCGAGUUUCUCGACUGCACGACUAUAUCCGACCAAUUAAUGGUGCAACACACACUGUCCGCUAUCCGAUACAUAAAUAAAUACUUUCCUCUGGAGGAACAGUCCAGAAUUCCGUUUAUUUUUGCUGUGUUUCUUUCGCGUUUAUUUCGCGUGUUCUGAUGAACAAGAACAAAAAGAUUACAACGAUAUGUGUUAUUUGUUUACUAUUUAUUUAUCUGAAAUUUCGUUCAAUCUAAUUUCACAAGUGAAACAAGCACAUCACCGCCAAAAUUUUGUCGUCCACCGACAACAAUCAUGUACCAUAACACUCGUUGUUAUUAUAUACUCUCAAUACUUCUUACAUACAUUUUCCCUGCUCAGUGAUCAGCGAAUAACACGAUUGGAAUAUUAGCGGAAUUUUUUAUAGCAAAGUAAUCCACGAUCUCGAAAAGUUUGAAUCGAGACAUGUUUGACAUUCUCUGUAUGCUGCACGAACGAUUGCGUUCCGUCGUAGGAACAUAACGUUCUAUACUGCGCUUGCGUCAAUAUUUUUAAAAGAGCAGGAAAAACAUUGAUAUGCAAUGCGUGAACGGAAAUUAUACUUUUUUACCGUCGAUUGUCGUUAUUUCCGUCAUUAGAGUAAGUACGUAGACUAUCAUAUCCUCUCUUUCCCUCUCCCUUCUUCCUUCUCUCUUUCCCCUUUAUCUCUAUAGAAAAGCGCACUACAUAACUCGCGCCGUCAUUAUUAUUUUAUUGAUUGCUCAAUUUGCGCGAAUAUAAGUCCCUUAGACAAAUUUAGAUGUAGUUGUUAACGCAUUUACCUGUACAGCAGGUGUAAAGAAGUCGAAAAUAUAACCAUAGUAGAGGUAAUCGAUGUAAAAGGGAAGAAAAAAUAUUUGUGUAUAUAGACUACGUUUAGUUGCGUUCAAACUGUCAUCAAAGAUGGAGUUUCCCGAAAAUCAGUAUUAUAGAGUCAAUCGCAUUCUUCUGUCUGUUGUCGGACUUUGGCCGUACGACAAUUUUAAAGUACGGCGACUGCGUUUCACACUGACACUACUGAUACUGAUUACAUUUUCAAGCACUCAGUUGCUGACGUUAUUCAAUUCAGAAUACGAUAAAAUUCAUCUUCUAAAGAUAUUAUCUUUCGAUCUCAUUUGCAUAGCGUGUAUCAUGAAGUACAUCUCCUUUUAUGCUGUCAUGGAAAAUGUAAAACUUCUUCGACAAUAUGUUUUUGAUAAUUGGAGAAUUUUAGCGGAUGAGCGAGAGAUAGAAAUAAUACUCAGACAUGCGAACAUCGGGAAAUACUUUACGUUAAUUAUAUUGACAAUCGGUUAUAUCACCGCUUUUUUCUGCAUAUUGAUACAAUAUAUUCCCAUCAUAUUGGAUAUAAUGAAACCACUGAACGUAUCUCGUCCACACGUAUUUUUCAUUGAAGCGGAAUAUUUUAUUGAUGAGCAGAAAUAUUUUCAUAUUAUAGCGAUACAUAUAAACAUUGCAAUAUGUGUUGGAAGCACGAGCGUAAUAAGUGCCGAAACGUUCGUAUUAGCAAACGCAUUUCACGCUUUCGGGCUGUUUAAAGUCACUAGUUAUCGCAUGCAACAGAUAUCAAGUGGAUAUGAUUCACAGAUAUGUACGACUGAAAAAUAUGUAAUAUUCCGUAAUAGAAUAACAGCUGCAACGAACAUGCAUAAACGAGCGAUUAAAUUUUCUGAAUUAUUAAAAGAAAGUUUUGGACCGAUGUACCUAAUCUUGGUUUCGGGACUUAUCAUUUCCAUAAGUAUAAAUCUCUUCUAUGUGAGUAACUUUUUACAGAUACUAUCAACGGAAGGAAAUAUACUUGAAAUUGUAAAGUGCAUUAUAUUUCUAUUUUUGCAUGUAAUAGCACUGUUUGCAGGUAAUUAUGCUGGGCAAGAAUUUAUAAAUUGUGAUACAAACAUCUAUCGAAUGAUAUGUAACACGCAAUGGUACAAUGCUCCCUUAAGAACGCAAAAAUUAAUACUUUUCUUGAUACAAAAAACUACAAAAUGUUAUAAAGUUGAUACCGUUGGUUUAUUUUAUCCUAGCCUGGAAGGUUUAGCUUCGGGCUUGAGUAUGUCAAUCUCUUAUUUUAUGGUUUUUUGCUCCAUGUAAUGGUAUUGUUCGAAAAUAUGAAAAAUGGCGCAGUUAAUUUCGCGGAUACAUGAUAUCAAUACAAUAACGAUAAUAAUACAAGGAU